This is a messenger RNA of Peromyscus maniculatus bairdii (prairie deer mouse), 2552 nucleotides long. Lineage: Eukaryota; Metazoa; Chordata; Mammalia; Rodentia; Cricetidae. The record is from RefSeq and is a predicted model, not a curated record.
AGGCCGCUGUGCGGGACCAGGGGGUGGGGAAACCGGGCCGAACCCUCCCGACACGCGGCAAAAUCGAAUGUGUGCCGUGCAGCCCAGCAGCGGCAAAUCCGAGGCAGUGGGAUUGCCACAAGUUGGAGGCCGGCCUGGGCCACAAGAAUAAACGACUGGGGGGAGUUGGACUUCGGGGUCGGGGGGCUUUGGUCACAAGGACGGGCUUCCGGGCACGGAGGUGGUGUGGGAGCACGGACACGGAUUUAACGGUUACGCUCGCCAGCCAGGGCCGGCAGGGGCUGCAGCCCACACCGCGACCUGCCACCCGCCUGUCGUCGGAAGCAGCCCCGGGGCCGAGGAGAAGGACGGACGCCAUCGGCUGGGUGACCACGGGACAGCCCGGUCCAGGUGAACCCUGCAGACAAGUGCUCCAAACACAGGACUGGAGGCGGACGUGGAGGAGCCGACUGACCCCGUCCCGGGACCGCUCAUCGGCUUGUGGGAGGUCACCUCCUGGGCAAGGGGCUGCAGCACUUCCUCUGACCCCUACUGAGCAGGUGGUGCAUCCCACUCUUCAUCACCAACGGAGGAAGGGCUGGUUACCUUCUGUGUAUCCUGCUGUCACUGCUGCUCUGGCUGGCGGCCGCCUGACUUCUUGCCCCAGAGUGGCAUUGGCGCUGUUUCAGAUCCCUGCGGUAGAGGCGAAGACGGGCCGAGCCCAUAGCAGCAUCGCAUGGAGAACAAACCAUACCAACGAGUCGACGGCGACAUCAUCAAAUAUGCAGGCCGCCAAACCUAUGACUCUGCAGACAGGCAGCAAGGCCAGGCCAGGCAUCUGAGCCCCUCACUCGGACUUGGUGAACAGGUAUCGGUAACAGGUGAACAGGUAUCGGUAACGCCGGUGUUACCGCAACAAUGUGUCGUCCCUCCUGACCCCUUACCUGUCCUUCCUGCUUUGAAUGGCGGUCCUUUGGUAGUGGACAGACCCUGUGAACAUGAAGAUGGCUCCAGCCAGGCCGAGGCUCCCGCUGUGCCCUGUAGUGUCCCAGAUGCAGGCGGACCGAGUGCAGGCACAAGGUCCAAGAAAGCCUCCAAGAACCAGAAAGUGCCUCUCGCCGGCGGACACGCGUCACCUCCCUGUGAGGGCUGUGGGGGUUGUCCUUCGUGCCAGCCCGCGGGGACGGACACCGAAGUCCAGGAGAGCGCCUGCAAGCGUCCGGACUCCAGGAAGAAACCUGAGAAAAGCAAACCGAGUCCUAGCAGGACAAAGAUCCUGGAAUGUAAACGAUGCAGGACUGUGUUCUCCUGUCCCCGCGCCCUUAAGAGACACAUGCGAAGUCACAAGGGCGAGAAGCGUCACGCCUGUGACACCUGUGGGAAGGCCUUCAGCUUCCACUCCUACCUCCAGCGGCACAUGAGGACGCACACCGGGGAGCGGCCCUUCGGGUGUGAGGAGUGUGGGAAGGCCUUCCGGUCCCCCUCCCACUUCCGGGAACACAUGAGGCUGCACAACGGAGAGGGCCUCCGCGCGUGCCCCAAGUGUGGGAAAGCCUUCACGUGCCAGUCGUCCUUCCGCGACCACAUGAGGACGCACACCGGGGAGCGGCCGCACGUGUGCCAGCGCUGCGGCAAGGGCUUCUCGUGCUACUCCUCCCUCAGGGAGCACGGGAGGUCGCACAGCCAGGAGAAGCCCUACGAGUGCAAGGAGUGUGGCCGCGCCUUCCGCUACCCCGCGUCCUUGAGGGCGCACUCGAGGAAGCACGCCGGGCUCGAGUCCCUCCUGUGCGAGAAAUGCGGGAAAACCUUCAGCGGCGAGGCCUACUUCCAGACGCACCUCAAGAUGCACAGCGGGGCGCGGCCGUACGCGUGCGCGCAGUGCGGGAGGAGCUUCGGCUUCUUCGCCUCCCUGCGCAUCCACGUGGGGACCCACACCGGCGAGAGGCCCUAUGAGUGCCCGCAGUGCGGGAAGGCCUUGGCCUCCCGGUCUUCGCUUCGUGAGCACGUCAGGACACACAGCAGCGAGAAGCCGUAUGCCUGUGAGCUGUGUGACAAAGUCUUCAGUCACUCCCAGUAUUUUCACAAGCACAUGAAAUCCCACAAGGACGGGCGGCCCUACCUGUGCAGCAGGUGCGGGAAAGCGUACCGCUCUUCCUCGUCCCUCCGUGCACACGUGAGGACACACACCGGGGAGAGACCCUACGAAUGCAAGCAGUGUGGGAAAGCCUUCAUGUCUCUCCCAGCCCUUCUAGGACACAGGAAAAUUCAUGCUAGAAAGAACACUUAGGAGGCCACCGCUGGAGUGUGGCCCUGUGAUGGGGUGUCAGACACGCAUAGCCCAGGGUCUUGGGCUCAGCCCACACAGGUAGAUCACCAUGGGUGUGAAAAGUGUCUUCUGGUGAGUGGAGAAAAGCACACUGGGAAGAAACAUCACUUGGAGGACUCAGGAAAACCCUGGCUGUGUGACCUCAUCUGUUCUCUUUUUUCUUCUCCUUCUCUUUCUUCUCCUUCUUCUUCUCCUCCUCCUCCUCCUCCUCCUCCUCCUCCUCCUCCUCCUCCUUCUUCUUCUUUUU